AUGGAGCGCUUCACGGUGGAGCAGGACGAGGCCCUGCAGCUCCUAACCUCCCUACAACACCUCCCAUUCGAUAGUUGCUGGAAGCUGCAGAGCCUCCCGGCGGGGCUACAUAGAUUGACAAGCCUCAAGACAUUAGAGAUCGAGUUCUGUCAAUCCAUCCGCGUGCUGCACAAGGACGGCCUCCCUGAUUCCCUGCAACAAUUACGCAUCUACAGCUGUCCAUCCGUCCGGGCGCUACCCAAGGGCCGCCUCCCAACUUCACUGAAGCUAUUAGAAGUCAGCGAUGGCAGCGAGGACCUAACAAGGCAGUGCCGCAACCUGAUAGGAACCAUUCCGAUAGUCAAGCUUGACUAA
Miscanthus lutarioriparius is the source of this 354-nucleotide messenger RNA. NCBI's taxonomy places the organism in Eukaryota, Viridiplantae, Streptophyta, Magnoliopsida, Poales, Poaceae. The record is from the annotation of a GenBank genome assembly.